AUGUUCACACAAGUCCCUGAAAUUGUGGCAUGAAAAUCGAAAAAAUUAUUUGUCGUUAAAUUUGGUGUUUGCGUUAACGUAGAAACAAAGAGCCAUGCUUUUGUGAAAGGAGAAGCAAUGGCUCAACCAGACAAUGUGCGAAGAACAACGACCAUCGAUGCUGUGAAUGCUCCAAGACCCCUAAACUCGCCAGGCUCCAAGAGUGGUGAUUCCUCAAGUUGGUCGUCUAAUUCUUCAUUAAAGCUAAGAAAGAGCCAUGAUAACGACGACCCUGGAAGUGGAAACCACCAUAAGAAAUCAGUGUUGUCAAAGGUGAAAGAGAAGGCCAGAAAAUUAAAGAAAACUUUAAGCGGGAGAAAACGUCGAGAUGAUAAUGAGUUGCGAAGCCCUAAUUUCUCCACUCCUCCAGGAUCCGCUGGUCCUGUCAAGGAUGAUAAACAACGCCCCCAAUUUUUUAGUUCCCCAACGCCAUUGUCUGGAUCUUCGGUUUCAGAAGACACGAAGACAAAUUCAUCAAAAGAGCAGCCUCAAGAAACUAAAAAAGGGUCUUCCGAGACAAAUACACCAUCCAAGAACGAGCCGUCACCACCACAGACUGCUAACGGUUCACCGGAAACCACCGCAACUCGUGAUGGUGACGAUCCCAAAACUAGCUCUGAAGCGAAAGAGAACAAUGAAAGCAGCAUGGAACCACAGGACAAGGACAAAGGUGUUUCGGUGACGGAAUACUUGAUGAACAAGCUAGAACCAGGAGAAGACGAGAGAGCUCUUUCUCAAGUGAUCACACAGACAAUAAGUCCCAAAUGUGAAAAGAUGAAAGAAGCUGUGAAUUCAUUGCUUAGGACCGAAGAAUCACCGGUAAGUAACAACAAGGCUUCAAACACGGAACCCGAUACUACAAAUGUUGUUGAUUCCGAUUCAAAUCAAGAUAGCGGGGCUCGUUCUUCAGUCGAAUCUGUUGAUAAUACAAAGUUGACUUCAUUGACUGGUUAUGAUCAUGAUCCCAGUGAUGGCCCUGAAUCGCGUCUUUCUAAUGUGUCAGCGACAUCAGCGUCUGCUUCCUGCCAAAACCAAAAUGUGAAACAAUCGUCGUAGGCAAAAAAGGGUUGAAUGAAUGUAUAGGAGUCUUGCAGCAUCCAGAAUUUUGAGGUCUUUAUAGUUGCUUUCUUCUUCCUUUCGUUGUACUUUAUCGGUUCUCGUUUGUUAUCG
This is a messenger RNA of Lactuca virosa, 1209 nucleotides long. The record is from the annotation of a GenBank genome assembly. Lineage: Eukaryota; Viridiplantae; Streptophyta; Magnoliopsida; Asterales; Asteraceae.